AUGUCGAAAGGAUCACGAUCCGACUCGGAGUCAAGCUGCUCCUCGUCCAGCUCUAGCGGCUCCUCUUCCGUCGAAGCUCAAACCGCAUCUGUUUCCACCACAAAGCUUGCAGCUUCGCGCAACCUUUCCAAGAUUGGCUACCGACCACCUCGAGGCUUCGAAGCGGUUUCCUUCUCCUCUUGCUCGCCCUUGCUGGAAAAGAAGCUAUCUGCUGGCAAGGGUCAACAGCUCUGGGCAGUCCGUAUCCCAGCCGGUCUCUCACCAUCUCAGCUCGAUGGUGUAGUAAUCGACAUCCCUCGCGACACCUCCGAUCUCAAAGCGGCUGUCAAACCACUAGGCGCGAUCAGCGUACGCACAACAUCAUCCAGCAUCGUCGACACGUACAACUUCUACACUUCGGUCCCCUCCGCUCUCAAAGGUAAAGGUAAAAAGUCACAGUCCAACACCGCAGACUCACAACUGAUUGCAAUGGCAUCAGAAAGCGCAGUAGGCGCCAAGGGAAAGGAAGAUGCAAGUGUAGCUGUUGGACAAGGUGCUGCGUCGGAACUAGAGAGUUUGAAGCUAUUGGUGCCUGCGGCGGAUGGGAAGGAGGCAGGGAAGCUCGUAUUGGCACCGGUGAAGGUGGAAAGAUGUUUGCAUUUGUCAAUUGCUAGUCCUGCCGAGACGAACAAGGCAGAGAAGCCUAAGGAGACAAGUAACAGGUUCGAGGAGAAGAAGCUACCGCAACAGCCUUGGCACUUGUUAAAGGGCAACUUUAAGCCUCCUGGUACUCGUAGCAACAGCGAUGCAGCAACAGCUGAUGCAGCAAGCCAAACGGUAGCAGACGAGGAGAGUGACAAGAAGCAGAAAAAGCGCAAGGCUAAGACGGAGGGUGAAAAGUCUCCGAAGAAGUCUAAGAAGGACGAGUGA
Molecule: messenger RNA, 909 nt
Organism: Ustilago hordei
Lineage: Eukaryota; Fungi; Basidiomycota; Ustilaginomycetes; Ustilaginales; Ustilaginaceae
Exons: 1
Coding region: 1-909 (302 amino acids)
Source: RefSeq, a predicted model, not a curated record